This is a messenger RNA of Prunus armeniaca (apricot), 699 nucleotides long. The record is from the annotation of a GenBank genome assembly. Lineage: Eukaryota; Viridiplantae; Streptophyta; Magnoliopsida; Rosales; Rosaceae.
AUGGAAAAAUCACUAGCAGAGCUGGAGCGAAUCCAAACCCAAAUCCUAGAACGCGUAUCAAAGCUCGAGCUCGCCUCCUCUGCCUCUCUUCCCCAACACAAAUCUACCCCCAUCCCUACCUCGACUCAAAACGACGCCAUCGGCGCCACAGAAGCUCGUCUCUCCGCCAUUCUCCGCGCCAAUGGCGUGAAAGACUUCGCCUUCAAGAGGGUACCUGCCGAUUACUAUGAUUGGUCUCUCGAUGACCGGCGCGACGUUCUCGGCGCUGCCUCCGUCCACCAUCUCUGCAAAAGCAUUGUCUUGGUUAACACUCAAGCCCAAUCUAGUGUGGUUGAUUGUAGUGACCGCAACAAUUCAAAGUAUUAUGUUGUGGUCGUUCAGUAUACUGCUCGGUUUAAUGCUGAAGCUGUAAAGAACUUCUUGUAUUCGCUCAACGAGGGGAAGAUAGCCAAGAAAAAGUUCAACUUGAGGCUUGCACCUGAGGAAACUUCAGUAGAAUUGACUGGAUUUGAGCACAACGGAGUUACAUGUGUUGGCAUGAAAACAGACAUUCCGGUGAUCUUGGAUGAAGCAAUUCAGAAACUCCGUCCUGAUUUCUUCUGGUUGGGUGGUGGUGAGAUCGAUCUGAAGCUGGGCAUCAGAAACUCUGAAUUUAUAAACUUCGCUAAACCUUUUAUUGUCAGCUGCAGCAGUACUUGA